AUCACUGUUUUAGGCCAAAAAAUACAAGUUGGCUUUUUUGCAGUGUUGUUAAUUAAUGGUUAUUACAAGGACCUUAAUAUAAAGCGUUACUAUAUAUUUUAUGUGUGCCAGUGAAUCUGCACCUACUGCAGCACUGGCUCUGUACACCGGGGAUAACUCUGCAGGUGACUUCACGAGCCCCGCCCACUGAUUAGCAUCACCUGCUGCAGAGGAAGGACGAGUCCCGCCUCGCGUGCUCCCUCCCCUUUACCCGCACCUCCAAACGAACUUACCACAUUUAUUAUUAUUACCUGUGUCUGGCGCUCUUGUCAACUGAUUUGUUUAUUCUCUUCCUGUGGGGUGAGACGGUGUGUUAUCAGAGAUGAGAGUGUGGAUCAAGCGGCCGCUACUUGUCCUGGGGGGGAUUGGGCUCGUGGUGUACGUGGGCAUGUUUCUAAAGAGUGGAUAUGAGCACUCAGUGCAGUCUGAGACACAGUUCGACACGCUGCGUGUGAUCAGGAGUUUCUCUGACCUGGAGACAAGCAUCAACAAUCUCCAUGAUGUCAUCAAAGCUUUUGAGAAAAAGCAGGACAUCAUGCAGAAAAUCCUCGAAGAGGACAGAAAUAGACCACCAGCAGCAGCAGCUGUCAAACAGGAGGCAAAGCAGAAAGAGCAACCUGCAGCAAAGAUCCAGGAACAAAAGGAGGAGCCCAAAGAGAAAAAAUCUAAUAAACUGUUCCCAAAGUCUUCUCUGUUCAAGGAGUGGGGGGAGAAUCUGUCUGAGGACGACCAAAGAGAGGCACAGGGUUUGUUUGAGAAGUAUGGAUACAAUGUUUUUCUCAGCGAUCGCCUUCCUCUGGAUCGGGCUCUUCCAGACACAAGAGAUCCAAGGUGUGUGAAAAAAACGUACCCAAAGGACCUGCCGAGUAUCGGGGUGGUGUUGAUCUACCUGAAUGAGGCCCUGUCUAUCCUCAAAAGAGCUCUACGCAGCAUCAUCGACCGCACCCCUAAACAUCUGCUGAAGGAAAUUGUAUUGGUGGACGACAAUAGCUCUAACGAGGACCUGAAGGGAGACUUUGACGCCUACGUGAAGUCCCUGGAGCAGCAGAACCCAGGUCUCCGUUUUACUAGAGUGAGGCACAACGAGCAGAGAGGCCUUGCCUUCGCCAGGGCUUCUGGGUGGAGGGCUGCUACUGCUGACGUGGUGGCCAUCCUGGAUGCACACAUUGAAGUCCAUGAGCUGUGGGCUGAACCCCUGCUGACACAGAUCAAAGCUGAUCGAACUGUGGUGACAUCCCCUGUGUUUGACAGAGUCAACUUUGAUGACCUCAAGGUCAUUAAAUACUUCCCAGCAGCACACGCCUUCGACUGGGCUUUAUGGUGCAUGUAUGAGGGCUUUUCAGAUGACUAUAACAAACUCAAGGACGCUUCAUUGCCUGGAAAAAGUCCAUCCGUCAUGGGGAUCCUAGUUGCUGACAGGAAGUUUCUUGGAGAAAUUGGAGUCCUUGAUGAAGGAAUGAAAGUGUACGGUGGAGAAAAUGUCGAGCUGGGAAUUCGUGUGUGGACAUGUGGAGGCAGUAUUGAAGUAGUUCCAUGCUCCAAGAUCGCCCACAUUGAGAGGGCCCACAAGCCCUACAUGCCUGACCUGGCCCCAGCCAUGAAGAGGAAUGCCCUGAGGGUAGCAGAAGUCUGGAUGGAUGAAUACAAACACAAUGUCAACUUGGUUUGGAACUUGCCAUUUGAGAAUCAUGGAAUCGACAUCGGGGAUGUUUCAGAGAGGAAAAAACUCAGAGAAAGGUUGAAUUGUAAACCUUUCAAAUGGUACCUGGAGAAUGUUUAUCCCAAGCUGGAUCCCUUGGACAACCUUGUUGCAUUCGGAGGAAUGAAGAACCUUGAUGCUGACAUGUGCAUAGACCAAGGCCCAGUGCCAGGUCACACACCCAUCUCCUACCACUGCUACUAUUAUGGACCUCAAAUGACUUAUUAUCGCACAAGUGGUGAGCUCUAUGUUGGCGGCAUCAAAUCCCACAAGUACAAUGAAAAUCGGUGUAUAGCUGACGUUGGGAACAAGGAAACAGAGCCUGGCCUUUACCCUUGCAAAGAGGCCAUGCAGAAAGGAAUGGGGAUUUACUGGAACUUCACUCAGGGCAAAGAACUGAAGAACAAACAGACAGAAAGAUGUCUGGAGAUUAAAAACGGCAAACUUCUAAUACAGGAAUGCUCUGGCCAAAGAUGGGAAAUCCAGAACAUAAUCAAAGCCUUUUAAAGUGUGUGUGGCCAACAAGAAGUGCACUUCUCUGCUCAAAGAAGCAGCCAGUGUUUGGUGCCCCAACAGGCCAGGGUCCCAGGAUCAAUAGAAAACUGAACUGUGUGUAACUUAAUUAUUUUAAGUAUGUGAAGGAUCUUUGUGUUUUUUAAAGUCUUACUGGGUUAUAUAAUAACCUUAAGCCUUAAUCUCUCCUGGAGAACUUUGACACCGCUCAUGUCAAAGAAAAGGGAUAGUCAAAAUUGGGAGUUUGUGGACAUACAGACCAUGGGAGUUGGUAGUUUUUUUAUUUAUCAAUUGAGGCCAACAAAGUUUUGUUUUGUUGUGCUGAUCAUUGCUUUAAUCAUCAUUUGAAAAUAAAGUUGAUUUAUAAAGCUG
This is a messenger RNA of Centropristis striata (black sea bass), 2623 nucleotides long. Its product is annotated as probable polypeptide N-acetylgalactosaminyltransferase 8. NCBI's taxonomy places the organism in Eukaryota, Metazoa, Chordata, Actinopteri, Perciformes, Serranidae. The record is from RefSeq and is a predicted model, not a curated record. The transcript is spliced from 12 exons. The coding region runs from base 362 to 2245 and encodes 627 amino acids. Gene Ontology annotation, cellular component: Golgi apparatus.